This is a messenger RNA of Daphnia pulex (common water flea), 1479 nucleotides long. RefSeq names its product phenylalanine--tRNA ligase, mitochondrial-like (gene PheRS-m). Lineage: Eukaryota; Metazoa; Arthropoda; Branchiopoda; Diplostraca; Daphniidae. The record is from RefSeq and is a predicted model, not a curated record. Gene Ontology annotation, biological process: phenylalanyl-tRNA aminoacylation. Bases 81 to 1373 code for a protein of 430 amino acids. Gene Ontology annotation, molecular function: tRNA binding; ATP binding; phenylalanine-tRNA ligase activity. The transcript is spliced from 8 exons. Gene Ontology annotation, cellular component: cytoplasm; mitochondrion.
UAUCACUGUUACAGGAAGUUGGAAUACAUUUAUUUACCAUUAUUGAAUCCGAGUGAUGAGAAAUUUUACACGUGUACGUAAUGACCCUGUUGAGGAAAAGUUUACGGUUUUUCGCUGUGCAAUGUCGGAACUGUGCAUCAAAAUCUAGUCCAAAUGUAGAGUUUACCGCCUCUACUGUUGACAUCGAUGGCAGAAAAUUCAAUCGGGACAAAUGGACAAAUGUCAAUCCCAAUAUUUUGAAGUAUCUCAACAGGAACUUGCACUUGAAACCUGGACAUCCUCUGUGCCUUCUUAGAGAGAACAUAAUCUCCUUUAUGUACAAAUCGUUUCCAAAUCACGCUGGCAAUCCAAUAUUCUCUGUCUUCGAUAGAUUAAAUCCUAUCGUCACUACCAAACAGAAUUUUGACAGUUUGCUGAUUCCUCAAGACCAUCCAAGUCGAACACCCUCAGAUUGCUACUACUUAAAUAAGGAUUUCAUACUGAGGGGACACACUAGCUCUCAUCAAGAAGAGCUGAUUGCUAGUGGCUUAGAUAGUUUCGUUGUCAUGGGUGAUGUGUAUAGAAGAGACGAAAUUGAUGCCUCACAUUUUCCAGUUUUCCACCAGGCUGAAGGUGUGAGACUGUUUGCCAAACACCAACUUCAUGAUAUAGACAAAGAAAAAGUAGAGUUGUUCGAAGAUGGAAAGCGUACUCCUCACAAGCAAGAAUAUCACACUGAAUUAACUUCUGAUAAACUCCAACAUGAAUUGAAAACUUGCCUCACCAAGUUAGUCCAUCACUUGUUUGGCAAUGAUGUUGAAACAAGGUGGACAGAAACAUAUUUCCCAUUUACCCAUCCAUCAUUUGAAUUGGAAGUCAAAUUCCAAGAUAAAUGGCUGGAACUGCUGGGUUGCGGCGUGAUUGAGCAACAAAUUCUUUACAACGCUGGUGUUCCUGACAAGGUUGGCUGGGCUUUCGGUCUCGGGUUAGAGCGCAUCGCUAUGCGUUUAUACGAAAUACCCGACAUUCGUCUCUUUUGGUCUAAUGACUCUGGAUUUCUGAGUCAGUUUCAAGGUGCGACUCCCAAUCAGAAAAUCACUUACAAGUCGAUUAGUCAAUAUCCCCAGUGUUUCAAUGACGUCAGCUUUUGGUUGCCUGAAGGAGGUAUCAACUCCAGCGAUGUUUACGAAAUUGUCCGUGGCGUAGGAGGUGACAUUGUUGAGCAAGUUCGAUUAGUCGACGAAUUCCUUCAUCCAAAGACAAAGAAGCGGAGCCAAUGCUUUCGCAUCAUCUACCGCCAUAUGGAGCGUACGCUGACUCAGGCAGAAGUCGGCAAAGUCCAUGAACGAAUUAAAGCGCAACUCGCUGCUGAUUUAGGAGUAACUUUACGUUGACACACCUACGUGUAUGCAGUCACAACCUGGUGAGAAUUGAGCCUUUGACAAAAUAAACAUAUUUAUUAGUUUUGGCGAUGUAUUGAAAUAAACAUUUCAGCGUAGA